Molecule: messenger RNA, 1943 nt
Organism: Solanum pennellii
Lineage: Eukaryota; Viridiplantae; Streptophyta; Magnoliopsida; Solanales; Solanaceae
Exons: 3
Coding region: 172-1620 (482 amino acids)
Source: RefSeq, a predicted model, not a curated record
UCCAUUAAAGUAAAGCAUUUACCCUUUUAAGGCAUUGACUUGAGCGGGAAACCAUUGGGCAUUAGUAUUAAGAUUGGGAAGAAACCCUAAAAGAAGAGUAGCUUUUAGAGAAGAAGGAAUCCACUCUCCAUUAAAAGCAAGGAGCUUGCUACAUCAGUUAACUGCUUUAAAAUGGAAAAAGAGGAAGAAUCUAAGGUUGUUUUGAAGCUUUUGGUGGAUGAAAAGAAGGAUCAAGUUGUUGCAGCUGAAGCCAAAGUAGAUUUUAUGGACAUAUUCGUUAGCCUUCUUACUUUACCUUUGGGAACCAUAAUACGGCUCAUUAAAGCAGAGGCUGGAGUUGUUGGUUGUAUGAACAACUUGUACCAAAGUGUUGAAAACCUCGAUGUGGAAGAUCUUUUCAUAGAGCAUUGCAAAACCAUGCUGCUAAAUCCAAGAAAUCGCUAUCUGAAGUAUUGUACGAGGUUGAAAGUGAACAUAGAUGAUUUAGGGUCCGAGAAGUGUUAUCACUGUUCAGGUUGGACAACGCGAACAUAUUGCUCAAAGCAAAGCUAUUUCAUGAAUGUUGAGUGCCCAUGUAAAGGGAGGUUUAAUCAAGAGACUAUUCUAACUGAGUCUUGUAGUGAUAAGUACCUAUUUCUUAUAGGAGGGAUAUCAUAUCUAAUCAGUGACGACUUGCAAUUCAAGCCUGCUUCUCUAACUACUCUUUUCCAGAUGCUUUCUAAUGUUGGCCUGAGUGAUAUGAAUCAGAUUAAGGAGAUGAAUGUAGAAGUUGGCAGGAACGAGGUGAUUCGUCUACUUGCUCGUUCAUUUAUUUCUAAGACUCCCUUGUCUGAUGUGUUUCUGCCCAAGCAAAAACAAAGAAGGGCACAAGUGGACACUGUAACAAUGUCCGAGUCUGGAAAUUUGUCGUCCAUUUCUGAAAAUGGAACGAGUAAUAGCACCAAGAAGUUGGAGCUGAAGCUAACAGUAAGGAAGUCUACAAAGAAGGUCUUGUGUGCAGAAGCAGACAAUGAUUUUAUUGAUUUUCUCUUCAACUUCUUGACGAUUCCUAUAGGAUCAAUUGAAGAUGUUCUAAAAGGGAGUUCUGGCUUGAGAUGUAUCGAUAACUUCUAUAAAAGUGUGGAGGCUUUAGAUUCGAAAUGGUUCAAUAUGCCUCCAAAGCAGAAUAGUUACCAUAGUGAGGAUAAAUCUAAUGACAACUUUAAGACAAUAUUACUCAAGCCCAAUGUUGCCACACAUUAUAAUUCUGAGAAUCAGCUGCUACAGAUUUCAGAAGGAAAAUCAGAAUUUUACAAUUUGCAUGAUCCAAGGCAACACAUAAGGGGUAGUCAUGUUCCCAAAUUUCGUAAGUUCGCAAAGGAACCCUCUGCUUUCUACGUUAUGGACAAUUUGGAAGUAAGACCUUUGUCUUCUGCAUCAACUAUUUGCCUACUUCAAGAACUAAAUGUGCCCAUGAAUGAUAUUGAAGAGCAAAUGAUCAGUUUUGGCGAGUCAGAAGCAUUGAACUUGCUGAGGGCCUCUUUGACAUCAUCAUCAUCAGCUUUGGCAGAGGGCUUAAAUCACAAGUUGAGGCAGCAAAUAGACGAAGAUGUGAAGUGUAAAACGGAGAAACUUUUUUAGCAAACACAUAGAUAACUCUCUUGUGUUUUAGCCUCAAAACUUGAUCCCCUGUGGCCUGUACAUCAAAACCUGCAUGCAGGGCUGAGUAUUUUUUUGUUGACUUCUAUAGAUAUGAUUAGUCCAGUAAGUGUUAAUUUUGUUCUAGUUGAUAAGAGGGUAAAUCUAAUUACAUGUCAUAGCUGCAAGCUACUCUAAAAGUAACAACUCUUUACUAGUACUAGUAGAUUUGGACCACUUUUUUUGUCAUAUGCUGUUCUUUAGCAUCUGGUGCUAAUGCAAUAUUCUCUAUUUUCUAUUUCUUGGAUUGAAAUUCUCAUUCCGGA